AACCUCAUUCCAAUGUUAAGCAACAACAACAACAAGCAUUCACUCUGAGAGAUAGAGAAAGAGAGAGAAGCACAAACCACAAAGGCUCCAACUUUGGCACUUCCUCGUGCAUAGUUUUUUUGGCUUUGGCUGCUACUAGUGUACAAAAAAAUCCAACAAACAAGGGUUUCUUCUUCAACUAAUGGAGCAUGUCGCCGUUAAAACAUUGACUCACUCUUCGAAUCUAUCAGAAAUCAUGUCCAAGUUCGCUAAAGUCUGCAAAUUUAGAUCCAUCGGUGUGUUCUCUGACCAGAAAUCGAAUUCAAACGACCUCUGUGAAGUAGAAAUCUUGGUAGAUGAUGAUAAAGCCAAGGGAACUGAGGUUUGUGAUACCAUCAACCACAAACCCUCGAGAAAGAUUCAAACUUUUAGUUGGGAUGAUGAUGAGAUUUCGAAGCUGUUCGACAUUGUUUCAUCGCUUAAGCUAGCUUACAUUGAGUUUCAACAAGCUCAUUUGCCUUAUGAUCCUGACAAGGUCAUUGAAGCAGAUAACCUCGUCGUGUCUCAGCUCGAGGCUUUACGCAGAAUCAAGCGUCUUUACCUCAAAAGGAAACAGCUUGAUGCAAAGAAGGCAGAGAUUGCUGCUUCUUGUUUAGAUCGUUUGAGAGAUGAAAUCGAAGUGAAUGAGAAGUAUUUGGAGAAACUUAAGGCGCAAGUGAAAACUAAAGAGAGUGAGAUUCACUCUUUGAAGGAGAAGCUAGAAUGUUUGGUUGCAGAGAAUAGGAGACUCCAGGAUAGGUUUGUGAGUGUUUCUUCCUUUGAAUCCGCGUUUAGAGCUGCUUCUAAGUCGGUUCAUGACUUUGCUAAGCCAAUGAUCACUUUGAUGAAAGCUACAGAAUGGAAUAUGGAUAAAGCAGUGGAAGCUAUUGUUGGAAAUGUAAUGUUUGCUAAAAAGUCAGAUAAGAAGUAUGCUUUUGAGUCAUACAUUGUUCAGAGAAUGUUUCACGGCAUAAAGCUUAACCCGUGUGAUGUGACAGAACUAAUGAGCCUUGAUGAUCCAUUGGAUGUGUUAACAGCGUUUCCACACUCAGCGUUUUCAAGAUUCUGCGGUCAGAAGUAUCUUUUAGUUGUUCAUCCGUCCAUGGAGGCUUCUUUCUUUGGGAAUUUAGAUAUGAGGGGACUAGUUUUGCUCGGUAAGCAUCCAAGAACAAUGUUUUAUCAAAUCUUUGCAAGAAUGGCAAAGUGGGUAUGGAUUCUUGGAUCAUUUGCAGCUUCCUUGGAUCUUAAAGCAAAGAUCUUUGUGGUCAGAAGAGGAACCAGAUUCUCAGGUGUCUACAUGGAAUCUGUUGUUGUGGGUGAUGACAAAGAAGAAGGACAAGACGAUUCAAGCGUCGAGUUCAUCACAAUGCCAGGGUUUAAAAUUGGAGAUUCAGUGUUUAAGUCUCAGGUUUACCUUUCUAAGACAAAAGGGUAAAAAAACCUCUCUGCAGAUUUGGUUAUUUCGAUAGUGUCAGGUAAAGAGCUCUCUGUUUUUUUUUUAAAGUUUUGUAGGUAAGUAUAAUAACUUUUUGUCCAAGGAUCAUUUAGUUUGGUUUGUAUCUUUGUUCACAUUCAAGUUUUGGUCUAUAGUUAAUAAUA
Molecule: messenger RNA, 1617 nt
Organism: Camelina sativa (false flax)
Lineage: Eukaryota; Viridiplantae; Streptophyta; Magnoliopsida; Brassicales; Brassicaceae
Product: protein GRAVITROPIC IN THE LIGHT 1-like
Biological process (GO): response to red or far red light; negative gravitropism
Source: RefSeq, a predicted model, not a curated record